Phyllopteryx taeniolatus (common seadragon) is the source of this 685-nucleotide messenger RNA. RefSeq names its product lectin, galactoside-binding, soluble, 2b (gene lgals2b). The transcript is spliced from 4 exons. The record is from RefSeq and is a predicted model, not a curated record. Bases 109 to 492 code for a protein of 127 amino acids. Gene Ontology annotation, molecular function: galactoside binding; laminin binding; carbohydrate binding. NCBI's taxonomy places the organism in Eukaryota, Metazoa, Chordata, Actinopteri, Syngnathiformes, Syngnathidae.
CCCCGGGCUUCCUCACAUCACCAGUGUUAUAUAAACCACCAAUGCAGCCAUUGUGGGCUCUUGUCACUGGAGGCACGAACUGCUCAAGACCCACUCAAGACAGGCAAGAUGAUAGUCAAGGACAUGACCUUUAAGGAGGGGCAGGAGUUCAAGAUCCGUAUCAAGCCCAAAGACGACUGCAGCAGAUUCUCCAUCAAUAUUGGCCACGACUCGGAAAACAUCGCGCUGCACUUCAACCCGCGCUUUGACGACAGCGUCAUCGUCUGCAACUCCAUGUCGGGAGGCUGCUGGGGCGAAGAACAACGCGACGGAAACUUCAGCUUCGUCCGUGGCGAGGAGAGCAAGUUCUACAUCAACUUCAACUACGAGGAGUUCUUUAUCAAGAUGCCCGAUGGCUUCAUGAUGAGCUUUCCCAACCGGCUGGGCGAAGUCAAGUACAAAUAUUUUGAGGUCAGCGGGGACGCUAGGAUCAUUGGCUUCAAGAUAAAGUAGAGCUCCUUCUUGUUCGAGGGUUGGCCGCUUCGCUGUUGACAAACCUGGACUUGACCCCUCAUCAUCCAUCUUGGCACUCCUGGAAAGCGUGGGAUGACCUUGUAAUGGCAAGUAAAUGCCUCAAGAGGGAGCCAUAGAACAGCCUAGCUCAAUGGUCAAUGGGUUUGCGAAUAAAUACGCUAAAAAUGGAAAA